AUGGCCGACUCUGGUGACGUUAGCUAUCCAAACACGGGCAGCCUCAGCGAUGUGGUGACAAAGGGCCCGGUUAUCGAUACCGUCAAGUCUGAAGCUUCCAAGACCAGCGGCGAGCUUCGCAACCUGAAAAACUCACGGGUGACCCCCUCGACUACCACCGACAAUGACCAGCCUUUGACCCACUACCACUCCUUGCUGUAUAGCCUGUUGAGCUGGGAGCAACCCCGUGCGACCGCCGUUUCCUACGCCAGCGUUGUCGGCUUAAUUUUCGCCGCCCGCUACCUGCCUCUCCUCCGCUGGGCCUUCAAGAUUUUGUACAUGUCGUUGGGAUUGACCGCCACGGUUGAGAUUGUCGGCCAUGUCAUUCUCAAGCAGGGUAUCGCUAGCUCUUUCCGUCCCCGCCGCUACUACACCAUCCCCAAGGAGACACAUGAGGCCAUUUUUGAGGACCUGUCGCAGCUCGCGGACUUCUUCCUGAUCGAGUUCCAGCGCAUCCUGUUCGCCGAGAAUGCCGCCCACACCGUCGGUGCUUUCCUCGCAGCCUUCACCGGCUACUGGCUGAUCCGCUUCGUCCCGAUCUGGGGCCUGGCCGUGAUUUCCGUGACCAUCGCCUACUUCGGUCCCCUGGUAUACAUCAGCAACCGUGAGAUUAUCGACGAGCAGAUCGCCAACCUCCAGUCUAUCGUCAGCUCCCAGACCAACCAACUGAAGGAUCUGGCCGGCGAACACACCUCCCACGCCACCGGCGUCAUGAAGCAGUACGUCGGCGAGUACAGCUCCAAGGCUCAGGAGUAUAUCGGCCGCCGGUCCGCCUCUCCCGAGAUGAGCAAGGUUGCCCCGACCCCCGUGAAGACUGAGCCCGUCUCGGAGCCCGUGAUCAAGACCGAGGACUUCCCGGAAGCCCCCAAGGUCGAGCCCCUUGCCCAGUCCGUGGAGUUGACCGAGCCGGCUCAGCAGGCCGAGCGGGAGCCUCUCCUGGCCAUUUAA
Molecule: messenger RNA, 987 nt
Organism: Penicillium cinerascens
Lineage: Eukaryota; Fungi; Ascomycota; Eurotiomycetes; Eurotiales; Aspergillaceae
Exons: 7
Coding region: 1-987 (328 amino acids)
Source: RefSeq, a predicted model, not a curated record